UGCCAGGGGGUCCGACCCAGACCGUGGAAUACAUCUACAAUAUCAAAAAAUAUUCAAAAAAUUAUGACCUACAUUACUACUGCAUUUGUUUGAUCAAACUGCAGUUCCCAUAUUGUCAGCUAGGGGCGCUCUGUCUCAUUCGGAGCAGACAGCAUGACGCAGCACCGUGACUCGAGCCAAUCAUAUUGAAGGAGGCGGGUCUUGCAUGAAAGUCAAUCAGAAGGGCCCAAAGACACUAAAAUCAGUUGCCAUGGCAACGUUGUGUGUAAGUCCCGCGCAUGUCAAAUGAGAGCAAAAGUUAGUGAGUUGAUCUGUUGACUAGCAGCAUAGUUUAGCUAACUAGCUGGUUGUUUUUAGUUAACUAGCUGGUUGUUGGUUAACUAGUCUAAUCUGGGACAUAAUGGGAGGAGGAACACCGCUGGAUGAAUGUGCUGCGUCGCUUGUAAGCUAGUCGUCGUCGAAAUCAAAGAAGUAAAGACGGUUCGUUGGUCGUUAGAACCGGAGACAUGUCCAACCUGCCACCAGUUCGCCAUUUGCCCCACUGGACCAGAGUCGGGCGCCUCGCGAAGCCUCGUUCCCCUCGACGGUUACCAGCCGACCAGGUGCAGCCGCUGCCUGCUGUCCCUCCGGCGUACAGAGGAGCGGGGCCAGCGGCCGCAGAGGAGCCCCGGCACGGCGGCUCCGACCCCCGGAUAGAGUCCCUGCAGAGGAACCUCCAGUUCCUCCAGCAGCAGCACCAGGACACCCUGGAGAAGCUCCAUGCAGAAAUAGAGUAUCUGAGGCGGGAGAAUAAAGAGCUGCAGUAUAAGCUGAUAAUGGAGCUGCCCAAGUCAAGCAGAAAGGGAGUGACUAAGAGUCGUCGAGACGUCAGACCACCCACUCAGGGCAGAGAAGCCCACUCUGGACUCUACCUGGAGGAGACACUGCAGGACACACGACCCUCUCAGGACCAGGCUGUCAGCAUCGGAGAAGGCAGUGAAGCCGUGGCUUCGGCCCGGCAGCAGGACGACGGCCCGGAGGUGACGGGACGCCUCAUCACUUCGUUGCAGCCUCUACGGAUCCACAGCAGCCCGUCCCGUCCUCCGCGGCCGCCCACGCUGCAGGAGUGUGAGGUCAUCAUCCGGCAGCUUUACAACGCCAACAGCCUACAGUCUCAGGAAAUCAUACGUGUGAAGGCGCUGCUGAGAGACAUCGUUCUGAGCAAGAAAAUCACCCCAGAGAACUACAUCCUGACCAAGGCCUACCUCGUCGAUGGAGCCUGCAAAUCUUUAGAAGAUAAGAAAUUUCCAAAACUUGGUUUUCCACUACUUCCAGAAAAAACGUCUGCUCCCUCCCAGUCCAGAGUCGUCCUCCCAGCCCUGAAGCAGAGCCUCAGCUUCAACAUCGCAGAGAGGCAGAGGAGGACUCGUGCUGUGCAGAGAGACCGGUUCAAAAGGACAGUGCAUUGACGGGAUCAGAACCGCCACAGGAAGCAGCUUUUAAUGGUCUGAAAAACCUCAGGUCACAAACAAAAUAAACUCCCACUGAUAGACAUCAAUUUAAAAGUAUUUCUGAUCCACGCUUUAAUGUUUCAUGUUUUAAGAAGACGCUAAUUGCCAUUUUGACUCGUCGCAGUAGGAAAAGCACAGAUUGAAUGAAUAACAUUAGUGAUGCCUCAGUUCUAAUGAGUGUCCUACAAAGCUCUGAGAGAAAAGCAGCAGGCACAGUUAGUAGAAGGACCUCAAUAAAUGGAGCCAUCACCAAGACAUUGUUGGUUUUCCCGCUAGGACAUGUCAGUAUGUCUGCUUUUAAACGGGCCUGUAGGUCUUAAAGCACAGAAUCAAACAAAUGAAGGUUUAUAGACUUAAACCAGGGGUAUCAAAAGUCAUCUUAGUUCAGGUUCAACAUUCAGCCCAACAUCAUCUGAAGUGGCCGGACUAAUAACCUAUAAAUAACCACAACUCCACAUUUUUCCUUUGUUCUAGCGCAAAAAUGUACCUUCUGUACACAUUACAACUUAAAGAUCAGAGUUUCUAUAAAGGCACAAACAUUUAGUCACAGCUGUCUGUAACUGAAUGAUACAAAUGAUACUUUAUGAUCAAAAUAAUAAAAGUCAGGCAAAAAAGACAAAAAAAACCCAAUAAAAACAGGACAAAAGUUACAAAAUGAGACACAAAAUGACAAAAACGAGACAAACAACAUGAAAGAAGACAAAAAUGAGAAACAAAACAACAAAAAAAUAGACAAAAAACUCAAACAAUACACAAAAGAAUGAAUAAAGCAAAACACAAAUGACGCAAAUAAGACAAAAAAACAGAAGUGAAACAACAAGGAAACACAAAAACAAGAAACAAAACGACAAAAGCGACACAAGUCAAACAAAAUAUUACAAAAACGAGACACAAAACGACAAAAGUGAGAAAUGAAAUGUCAAAAAUGAGACAACAUAAAAGACAAAAAAAUUUGACCAAAAAGUUACAAAGCGACAAAAAUACGGGCAAAUCAAAAAAAAAAAUAUAUAUAAAGCACCUUUAGAACAACCA
Acanthochromis polyacanthus (spiny chromis) is the source of this 2522-nucleotide messenger RNA. RefSeq lists its product as uncharacterized. The transcript has 7 exons. The record is from RefSeq and is a predicted model, not a curated record. The coding region runs from base 507 to 1448 and encodes 313 amino acids. Lineage: Eukaryota; Metazoa; Chordata; Actinopteri; Pomacentridae.